GGUUCCUGCAUUCCGGCCCGGCGGUGUGCACGAUGCGGCUGGGGUCCGGGACCUUCGCUGCCUGUUGCGUGGCGAUCGAGGUGCUGGGGGUCGCAGUCUUCCUUCGGGGAUUCUUCCCAGCUCCCGUUCGUUCCUCUGCCAGGGCGGAGCACCGAGCAGAGCCCCCAGCGCCCGAACCCUCGGCGGGAUCCAGUUCUAACUGGACCAAGCUUCCACCGCCUCUCUUCAGUAAAGUUGUUAUUGUUCUGAUAGAUGCCUUGAGAGAUGAUUUUGUGUUUGGGUCAAAGGGUGUGAAAUUUAUGCCCUACACAACUUAUCUUGUGGAAAAAGGAGCAUCUCACAGUUUUGUGGCAGAAGCAAAGCCACCUACGGUUACUAUGCCUCGUAUCAAGGCAUUGAUGACAGGGAGCCUCCCUGGCUUCAUUGACAUCGUCAGGAACCUCAACUCUCCUGCGCUACUCGAAGACAAUGUGAUCAGACAGGCAAAAGCAGCUGGGAAAAGAAUAUUCUUUUAUGGAGAUGAAACAUGGAUUAAAUUAUUCCCAAAGCAUUUUGUAGAAUAUGAUGGAACAACCUCAUUUUUUGUGUCAGAUUACACAGAGGUGGAUAAUAAUGUCACGAGGCAUUUGGACAAAGUAUUAAAAAGAGGAGAUUGGGACAUGUUAAUCCUCCACUACCUGGGGCUGGACCACAUCGGCCACGUUUCCGGGCCCCAUAGCCCCCUGAUCGGGCGUAAACUCAGCGAGAUGGACGGCGUCCUGAUGAGGAUUCACACCGCGCUGCUGUCGAAGGAGAGAGAGACUCUUUUACCCAAUUUGCUGGUUCUCUGUGGUGAUCAUGGCAUGUCUGAAACAGGAAGUCACGGGGCUUCUUCCACAGAAGAAGUGAACACACCUCUGGUUUUAAUCAGUUCUGUGUUUGAAAGGAAACCUGGUGAUAUGCGGCAUCCAAAGCGAGUUCAGCAGACGGAUCUGGCUGCAACACUAGCAAUAGGGCUUGGUCUGCCGAUUCCAAAAGACAGUGUAGGGAGUCUUAUAUUCCCAGUUGUAGAAGGAAAACCAAUGAGAGAUCAGUUGAGAUUUUUACAUUUAAAUACAGUACAGCUUAGCAAAUUGUUGCAAGAAAAUGUACCGUCAUAUGAAAAAGAUCCUGGAUUUGAGCAGUUUAAAGUGUCAGAGAAGUUGCAUGGGAACUGGAUCAAACUGUACUUGGAGGAAAAUAAUUCAGAAGUCCUUUUCAACCUGGGGACCAAGGUUCUCAGGCAGUACCUGGAUGCUUUGAAGACCCUCAGUCUGUCCCUGAGCACACAAGUGGCCCAGUACGACAUCUACUCGAUGAUGGUGGGGACUGCUGUGGUUCUGGAGGUUCUCACCCUGCUUCUACUCAGCAUCCCGCAGGCGCUGCACAGAAAGGCUGAGCUGGACGUUCCGCUGUCUUCUCCGGUGAUUUCCCUGCUCUUUUAUUUGAUGUUCCUGGUUCUGUCAGCCAUUCACGUCAUUGUAUGCACCUCUGCCAAGAGCUCGUGCUACUUCUGUGGCCUCCCGUGGCUGGCGGCGUGUGGAGUGAUGGCGUUGAUCUCUGCCCUGCUCUGUGCGAUCGUGUCUGUUCUGACCAAGAUGUUCAUCCGUGGAAGUCUCCCGAGUAAGAAUCCAGCUCCUCCCAACUCAGGGUGGUCAGAGUUAGACCUUCUGAUGGUGUUUGGGACAGUGGGCCACGUCGUGAGUUUGGGUGCCAGCAGCUUUGUGGAGGAGGAACACCAGACCUGGUAUUUCCUUGUGAACACCCUGUGUCUAGCUCUGAGUCAAGAAAUCUACAGAAGCUACUUUCUGAGAGAUGACGGUGAGCCUCAGUGUUGCUUCCGUGUGGAACAAGGGUUUGCUGGUGCCACGCCAGCGUUGCAGGACAGGACCGGCUAUGACACGCGGGAGCAGGACAGAGUGCACGUGAGCUCCUCUCUCUCAGAAGUGCUCAGAGGCCAUGAGAAGUGGAUGGUGCUGGCCAGUCCGUGGCUGAUACUGGCCUGCUGCCGGCUGCUGCGCUCACUGAACCAGACGGGCGUGCAGUGGGCCCACCGGCCUGACCUCGGCCACUGGCUCACCAGCUCUGAUCACAAAGCGGAGCUCUCGGUCUUGGCUGCCCUCUCCCUCCUUGUGACUUUCAUGUUGGUUCAGAGGGGCUGCUCCCCCGUGUCCAAGGCGGCCUUGGCGCUGGGGCUGCUAGGCGUCUAUUGCUACAGGGCGGCCAUUGGGAAUGUGCUGUUCCCGUGGCAGCAGGACAACAGAGACAUUUCAAAGGGUAUUAUUGAAGCUCGUUUUGUUUAUAUCUUUGUCCUUGGCAUUCUGUUCACGGGCACCAAAGACUUACUUAAAUCUCAAGUCAUUGCUGCAGACUUCAAAAUCAAGACUGUAGGUUUAUGGGAGAUAUAUAGUGGAUUAGUUCUUCUGGCAGCCUUGCUCUUUAGACCACACAAUCUUCCGGUCUUAGCAUUUAGUCUCUUGAUUCAGACUGUCAUGACUAAAUUCAUCUGGAAGCCCCUGAGACACGAUGCAGCUGAGAUUACUGUAAUGCAUUAUUGGUUCGGUCAAGCAUUCUUCUAUUUCCAGGGCAACUCCAACAACAUCGCCACCGUGGACAUCUCAGCAGGCUUCGUGGGCUUAGACACCUACAUGGAAAUCCCAGCCAUGUUCCUGACAGCGUUUGGCACGUACGCAGGGCCCGUGCUGUGGGCCAGCCACUUAGUGCAUUUCCUGAGCUCAGAAACAAGCAGUGGUUCAGCACUGAGUCACGCUUGCUUCUGCUAUGCGCUGAUUGGUUCUAUUCCAGUUUCCACAUAUAUCAUUUUGGUGACAUCCCUGCGUUACCACUUGUUUAUAUGGAGUGUCUUUUCUCCGAAGCUUCUCUAUGAGGGGGUGCACCUGCUCAUCACAGCUGCUGUCUGUGCGUUCUUCACCACCAUGGAUCAGACCAGCCUCACAAAGUCUUAGACUAAGCUGGACACUGGGAAAAUUACAGGUUUUUAAAGUCUGCUGUUUACUUCAUGGAUCUGAAUAUUGUAAAAUCUGUUUAAAUGCAAGAUCGUCCUAAAAAUGUAGACAUGAAUUCUAUGAAGUUGAAGAAUAGUUUUAAUUUCUUUGACCACCGUGCCUGAAUUUAGAUUAAAUAGUAAGUAGUUUAAUAAAAGGCCACUUUAAAAUA
Messenger RNA from Propithecus coquereli (Coquerel's sifaka), 3195 nucleotides. It is a transcript of the gene PIGG, whose product is annotated as phosphatidylinositol glycan anchor biosynthesis, class G. Gene Ontology annotation, cellular component: endoplasmic reticulum membrane. The record is from RefSeq and is a predicted model, not a curated record. NCBI's taxonomy places the organism in Eukaryota, Metazoa, Chordata, Mammalia, Primates, Indriidae. Gene Ontology annotation, biological process: GPI anchor biosynthetic process. The transcript has 13 exons. Bases 33 to 2984 code for a protein of 983 amino acids.